Oncorhynchus masou masou (cherry salmon) is the source of this 1495-nucleotide messenger RNA. RefSeq names its product RAB36, member RAS oncogene family (gene rab36). The record is from RefSeq and is a predicted model, not a curated record. Bases 141 to 956 code for a protein of 271 amino acids. NCBI's taxonomy places the organism in Eukaryota, Metazoa, Chordata, Actinopteri, Salmoniformes, Salmonidae. Gene Ontology annotation, biological process: vesicle-mediated transport. The transcript has 11 exons. Gene Ontology annotation, molecular function: GTP binding; GTPase activity.
AGUUGUCAUGGAGAUGAGGGGUAGAUCUGAUGCUUGCAGCUCGAGAUUCAAGUGAACGAUUUUUUUAGCAGCAACGACGGAACUGUUGACAAGAAUCCGAUUCUAGUUCACAGGCAGACCACCCACACAGCCUUACCAAAAUGCAGGAGAUGAGGAACGGGAUGAUGCACUUCCCACCACCUGUGAGCAGAGACCGGGUCAUAUCCAAGUUCCCAAAGUGUUAUACUCCACAGGCAUGUCUGCAGAUUAAGGAGGAUUGGGAUACCCAGGCCAAGGCUGCCUGCAAAGAAAGAACUGACAGGCAUCAGGGAUGGGACAGACUGAAGAUGUCCAAAGCAGUGGUUGUUGGUGACCUUAAUGUGGGCAAGACCUGCCUAAUAAACCGGUUCUGCAAAGAUGUAUUUGACAGAGACUACAAGGCUACCAUAGGAGUGGACUUUGAGAUUGAGAGGUUUGAGCUCUCAGGAGCUCCAUUCUCCCUUCAGAUCUGGGACACAGCUGGCCAGGAAAAAUUCAAAUGCAUCGCUUCAGCAUACUACAGAGGAGCUCAGGUGAUAAUCACAGUAUUUGACAUGGCAGACAUUAAGAGCUUGGAGCACUCAUGGCAGUGGUUAGAUGAGGCCAUGAGGGAGAAUGAACCUGGCUCCUGUUCUGUUUUCUUGGUCGGAACCAAGAGUGACCUACUUGUUCCAGAGGAGCGCCAGAGGACUGAGAGAGACGCCAUCAAGAUAGCAAAUAAAAUGAAAGCUGAGUUUUGGUCUGUUUCGGCCAAGACAGGGGAGAACGUGCAGGGGUUCUUCUUCCGGGUGGCAUCUCUGGCCUUUGAAGACUCUGUACUGAAGGACAUGGAGAAAGGGAUCACCUCCACUCGAAUAGGAGGAGGAGACAGCAUUAAAUCUGACAGAGCCAACCUGGAGGAGCCCCAGUCCAGAGCAGUGAAUACGAAUUGCUGCUGAGAAAAGAGAAGAGGACUUGAAGUAGGAGUCAAGAGAAGGAAGGAGAGUGAGAUGUGUAGAAAGAUAUUGAAAUAGUGGAUUUUAAAAGUGGAAAGAGCCGCGACUGACAUGUGCCUCUUUUUCUCAGUCUUCACUCGUGUCAUUCAUACGUGGACACACAAGUGUCUACAACCUUUAUAAUCAUCAUUUAGUACUGCCAUUUUGGGAUGUAAUGUAUCAACUUCCUUGAUUUUAACCCGGUCAUCAAUGACCUUUAUUAUAUGCAUUUUAAAGUAUUUUAUAAAUUCAGUAUUUUGUCGAAUUUUGGAAUUUAGGGUGCAUUUCAGGCUCAUUUGUAGAAGUGGUUUGAUAGUUUAUGUAAUAUACUGUAUUAUCAUUAUGUAUUGUGUAGCCCUAACAUUCUGCAGAUACAUUUACAAUAAUUUUAUUGCAUAUUCUUGUUAUUACUGCUAACCUCGUUCCUAGGCUGAAUUGUUUCUGCACAGAGACAGAGCUGGAUGGUGAUGACAAAAUAAUCAAAAUAAAGUUUCAUAUUUUUG